Messenger RNA from Pipistrellus kuhlii (Kuhl's pipistrelle), 4407 nucleotides. It is a transcript of the gene EVC, whose product is annotated as EvC ciliary complex subunit 1. The record is from RefSeq and is a predicted model, not a curated record. Bases 238 to 3201 code for a protein of 987 amino acids. Gene Ontology annotation, biological process: smoothened signaling pathway. NCBI's taxonomy places the organism in Eukaryota, Metazoa, Chordata, Mammalia, Chiroptera, Vespertilionidae. The transcript has 22 exons.
AAGAUCCAGGCUCCUCCCUCCGGCUCCGGCGGCGCCGGGACCGGGAAAGAAGACCCGAAGGAGACUGCACGGCCGGGAGUCGGGAGAGCGCGCUGAGCCCCCGGCCCGCCUCGGCUCCGGCCUCCGGGCUCCGAGUCCGGUGUCGCCGACCUGGCGCUGACGGUGCCCCGGGCGGCGGGCCGGAGCGGUGCCCGCCGGCCGGCGGGAUGCGGCCGGGCCGCGGCCUGAGCGCCCCCGAUGGCCCGCGGCGGCGCGGACUGCGCCAGGGACGCGCGGCUGCUGCGGGGCCGGGACGCGGUGCGGCCGGAGCCCGCGCUGCUGGCGCCCGCCGUGCUGCUGGGCGCCGCGCUCGGCCUGAGCCUCGGCCUCUGGCUGGGCUGCCGCGCGCGCUCGCGGCCCCGGCACCAGGUAGACGACGCCCAGAGUCUGCUCAGGAGCCUGGAGUCUAGGGCCCAGACCCCAACCGAGGCCGGCUCCCCGCCCAGGAGGAGGAAGAGAGGUGCGCGGGCCUCCAAGGAUGCGGAGGCUCUGGACGAGCGCGAGCCGUCCGUCAGCAGCAACGUCACGGCGUUCGCACUGAAGGCGAAGGUCGUCUACCCCAUCAACCAGAAGUUCCGGCCUCUGGCCGACGGCUCCUCCAACCCCUCGCUGCACGAAAACUUGAAGCAGGUGGUUUUGCCCAACCAGCCGGCCGAGGCGUCGCCCUGCAGCAGCCUGGGCAGCCUGAGCCAGGCCGAGAAGGAGGAGUGCAGCUCCUCAUCCAGCAUCCACUCGGCCGCCAGUGACGACCGGUUCCUCGGCCGCACCUUCCUCCGCGUCCACAGCUUCCCCGAGGCCCUGACCUGCGAGAGUGCCGACCUCGACCUGUGCAUCUAUAACCUCCACCUGAAAGAUCUGCUCCAGCUGGACGCGGCACUGAGGCAGGACCGGCACUUGAUGUUUAUUCAGAUUUUUAAAAUGUGCCUCCUUGACCUCCUUCCGAGAAAGAAGCCUGAUGACGAAUUCUACCAGAAGAUUCUUUCAAAACAAGAAAAUGAUUUGGAGGAAUUGGAAAAGGGACUCGGGGGCAGGCUGUCAGACACGGAGGCGCUGGGCGCCGGCGAGUCCCAGUACGCCACGCUGGGCGACGUGGAGAAGAAGGAGAGGGAGUACGCGGAGCUGCUGAUCGAGAACAUGGACGCCUUCUGGAGGCAGCUGGAGGGCGUCCAGCGCUGCCUCGUGGACCAGUUCAAGUGCCCCAGCGCCCGAGCGCGCCAGCUGGGGGCGGCGCUGACGGCCAGAAUGGCCACCGCGGAGGGGCUGCUGCGGGACUCCCAGGACCUGCAGGCGCUGGACCUGCUGGACAGGACGAUGGGCCGGGUGCGCCUGGCGAAGAUGGUCGAGUUCCUGCGGCUGCAGAUGCAGGAGGAGACCAAGUGCCGGCUGGCCGCCAUCUCCCGCAGCCUGGACCUGCUGGCCGCCCGGGGCCGGCUGUCCGCGCGGCAGAAGGAGGAGCUGCUGACCCAGCAGCACAAGGCCUUCUGGGAGGAGGCCGAGCGCUUCGGCAGGGAGUUCGUGCAGCGAGGCAAGGAGCUGGUCCAGGCGUCACAGGCCCGCCAGGCGGAGGGCACGGCGCGGCUCACGCAGGCCCAGGAGGAGGAGCGCAGGGCCUUCCUGGCGGAGGUGCCACCGACCGCCAACCCCCAGGAGCUCCUCCAGGCCUUCCACGGGGUCCUGGAGCGGCAGAGGGUGACGCGCAGAGACCUGGAGGAGGAGGAGGACUUCAGGGUUGCCGAGGCCGCGGCUGCACUCUGCCAGGAGCUGUACCGCGGCACCAUGGAGACGUUCCAGACGCUGAUGGACGGCCUGUUCCUGCAGACGCUCCCGGGCAUGGCGGGCCUCUCGCGGGCGCAGUGCGACUCGGUGCGGCAGGAGGCCCAGGAGGACGCCGCCCUGCAGCUGGGGCGCGCGGACCGCUUCCGCGGGCAGCAGUGGAGGCUGACCCAGGACCUCCUGGAGCGGGAACAGCAGGUGUGGACCGAGGAGCUCGCCCUGUCCGCCGUGCUGCAGGCACACCUGCGGGACCACCACCAGAGCGCCGUCCGCUGCGUGCUGGGCCGGCUCGGGGGCCUCAGUGAAGAGUCUGCGCGGGGCAUCCUGCAGGGCCACGAGCUGCUGCUGGGCUCCACCCUCCGGAGGCUGGCUCUCCGCGGCCACAGCGUCGCCGCGCUGGCGCAGAUGAGGCUGUCUGGCAAGAAGCGCCUGCUGCAGGAGCUGCGUGAGCAGCACGCCCUGGAGCAGGGCUCCUCCCAGUGCCUGGACGAGCACCAGUGGCAGCUGCUCGGAGCCCUGGAGGCCCGCGUGCUGGAGGAGACCGGCCGGCUGGAGGAGGAGGCGCAGCUCACGCGGCUGCAGCUGCAGCAGCAGCUCCUGGCCGAGGCGCAGGAGGUGGGCCGGCUGCUGCAGCAGCACACGGAGCGGGCCGUGGGGCAGGCACUGCUGGGGCACGCGCGGGCCGCCGCCACCAGGAGCCGGACCAAGGACCGGGAGGACUUCAAGAGGACGCUGCUGGAGGCGGCCGUGGAGAGCGUGUACGUGACCAGCACGGGCGUCGGCCGGCUGGUGCAGGCGUACGACCAGCAGGUCGGCAGGGCCAUGCGGGACCACACAGAGCGCAGGCUGGAGCGCCUGGAGGCCCUGCAGGGCGAGAGAAGGGACAGUUACAAGCUGCGGAAGAAGCAGGAACUCGGCGACCCUCCGCCGGAGGGCGAGGCGGCGGGGGGAACUCGGGAAGCAGCCGAAGGUGUCCACCAGAGGAUGCGGGCGCAGCAGAAACGGUUCCUGGCCCAGUUCACGGCCCACCAGCGCACCCGCCUGGAUGCGUGGCAGCAGCAGGCGCGGGGCCUGGACCUCCUGGAGGCCCAGCUGGAGGCGCAGCUGCAGGAGGCCGAGCAGAGCUUCAUCACCGAGCUGGCGGCCUUGGCCCGGGUGCCCCUUCCCGAAAGCAAGCCGUCUUCCAGUAAGCGGGGGCUGCCAGAGAAGCCGCUGAGGACCAAACGGAAGAAGCCUGGGCCCCGGGACCCCGGGGGGCCCAGCCAGGAGGAGCCUGCCCCCGGGGAGCACCCCUCAGGACCGCUCAGCCAGAGGCCCGGCCAGCCGGAGAGCGACACUGGGCCGGGGGAGGACCCCAGGAAGCUGCUGAAGAGGAGGAGCAACUUGUAGUUUAAGGCCUGUCCUCCGGGUGGAAUGGAAGGUCUGAGUGCCUCUGUGGCUCCGUCCUCGCUCGGUGCCUCCCGCCACGUGCCCUGCUGCCCAGCACCUGCCUCCCCUUCCCCCCCAGGCUCCCGUUCGCGCCCUCAGGCUCCGGGGAGGGCAGGGUGUGGCUGCUGUGUCCCGGGUGGGGGCUCGGCCCCCCCCCCCCCCCCCGCAUGUCCAUCCUGGACUCUGUCCUGGGAACCAUGGCCGCUGGCUGCCAUGGGGAUCUCACCUGGACCCAUUCCUGUCCUGGCUCAGCCCGCAGCCAAGGCCCGGCCACUGAGCGUGAGUCUCAGGGUCCCUGGACCCCAACACAGGUGCAGACUGCACCCCCUCCCUAGGAGUGUCCCGGAGUCACCGCUUUCCCAGGGGACGGUGAGGAUGCCCGAGGCGUCCAGACCGGCCAGGAGCGGUCUUCUCAGCCAAAGCCUGGGUUUCCCGUUGGGUGAGACCAUUCUUUUGGUGGCCGUCUGGGCGUCCCGGGGCUCUGGGAUCUGGGCCACAGUCAGGGGGUUUUCUGGACUGUUUACAACCUGAGUGUUUAUUUCUUAAAACCUGAGCUAGACCGUCUCAGGCAGGAGAGGGGCUCCUUAAAGUGACCCACACACUAAUGACGGGGUUUAACCGGCCUCAGCACCCGCCAGUCGACUGGUCAGCAGACCUGGUUCCCAAAGUCAGCCAACAGCGCCCUCUCGUGGCCAAGGAAAGCGUUUCCUUCUGUAGCCUCUGGAACACAGCUCCCUGGAGCAGCAGCACCUGAGACCCUGGUCCGCAGAGAAAUCACUCCUGUUCUCGUCCCUGGGUCGGCACAGCGGCCUCCGGCUGCUGGCUCCCAGCCUGCUGGCUCCCAGCCGGGACGGCUGAGUGGGUGACGAGGUCACGGGCAGGCGGCGUGCCGGCUGCCUCGCAUCCACCCUCCUGCCCGGCAAUCGGUUCACCUCCUGGCACGGCCUCCUUAGCCCCGGGGGUGUCACAGGUCACUCCCCGCGGACCCCCCGCGGACCCCCCGCGGGCCCCCCGCGGCUCGGGGCACGGAGUCUGAGAAAGCGUCACAGACGACACCCCAGGCGGGCCAGGGGCCCUUCCCUUUAUUUUCCACAAGCGCUGAAUUCAGAAAUAAGAGCCACGACAGGUCGGUCAUUAAGUAAAAAUGGGGGUGAUUACAAAGGAAAA